Molecule: messenger RNA, 384 nt
Organism: Rhipicephalus microplus (southern cattle tick)
Lineage: Eukaryota; Metazoa; Arthropoda; Arachnida; Ixodida; Ixodidae
Product: cystatin-2
Cellular component (GO): cytoplasm; vesicle
Molecular function (GO): cysteine-type endopeptidase inhibitor activity
Source: RefSeq, a predicted model, not a curated record
AUGGCUUCGUCAACAGUCGUCUUGUAUGGGAUUGCGGUGGCUGCUUUAGCCGUUGUCGCAUGCAACGCCGAAGAGGAGAUAGUUGUGCCUGGUGGUUGGCAGAAGCACAACGUGGCAGACAAUGCCAUCUACGAUGAGCUGGCGCACUUUGCUGUCUCCAAGCAGGUGGCAAACCGGGAGUUCUUCGACACCGUGCUCAAGAUUGUCGAUGUAGAGAGCCAAAGAAUCAAGGAUGUCUGCACUGCCGCGAUCACUGAUGUUCCCUGGACGAAGCCACGGAAGCAAAUAUCAAAUAACUACUGUGGACAUGUCCUGGCCUUCACCAGGCUCGUAAUCGCCCCCUACGAGUCCUCCACUGCCAUGCCGGCUGACCACCUGCCUUAA